Molecule: messenger RNA, 1362 nt
Organism: Symbiodinium sp. CCMP2456
Lineage: Eukaryota; Dinophyceae; Suessiales; Symbiodiniaceae
Source: the annotation of a GenBank genome assembly
GCUCUACUGGAUGCACUUUUGGAGAAAACCUCAGGCGGUCCUGUGGCUGCGCGAAGUGAAAAGGCUACAUCGAAGAGGAGGACCAAAGUAGAUCAGGAAGUUUCGGAGAAAGCUGGCGCAAAGUUAGAGAAGGUGGUGGAAUUUCCAGACGCCGAGGAAGCCCCCAGCCAAUCUACCGGCAAGCCGAGAAAAGGCGAGGGCCAUGGCAAAGACGCAGACAAGGACCAUAGCAAGAAGGAUGCAAGUGAGCGAAAGCCAAGUCCCACUCGAAGCCAUUCAGGAAAGGACCAGCGCAAGGAAGCCAGGGACGACCCUGAAUCAAAAGGCAAGGAGGGCUCACACCUCGAAGUGCCAAAGAACAGCACCAGGGGGAAGCUUCAGCAGGAGGGGAGCAAAGCUCACCUGGAGCCUACUGAGCCAGCUGAGUCGGUAUCAGCCGUGUCGCAGCAAAGCUCGCGUAGCCGAAAGACCGAUGUCACUGAAGAUGAGGAGGCUGAGGGCGAGGAUGGCAAACAGACCAAGAGGAUCAAACUACAAAAGCAGCCAGACAUGGCACUGUACGAGCAGGCCGAGGCCUUCAACAAAACCCUUCCAGCAAAAGUUGAUUUCAGUGUGUCGCAGGCCCUGGCAGAAGUGGACGACGAUGGCCGAACUCCCCUAGGGCUGGCGGUGCAGGCCGGCCAUGUGCGCGUGACCCUGCUGCUCUUGGAGAGAAAGGCAUCUUUGGAGGUGGCUGACAAAACAGGCAACACGAUUCUGAUGCUGGCAGCGCGAGGUUCGUCUCGUACCACUCUGAUGAUUGUGGAGCACCUCCUGGCGGCACGUGCAGAUGUGCAGGCUCAAAACGACGACAAAUGCACCGCAGCAGACGUUGCCAAGGUACCGAAGGUGCGAAAUUUUCUCAAAAAUCAGAUCGAGCGGCUCCAGGUCGGCAAGAAGCUCGGUCAGUCGCAGAGCCUUCCUGCUUUGAAGGCUGCUGCACCCGAGCGGAGGAACAGCCGGAAUAGCGAGUCUGAAGAGUCUCCCCCGCAGCCGGCAUCAAUGUUGCCAGGCGGACGAGUUCGUCUCGAACACUUGCCCGCCAAUGUUCCGCCAGACAUUCUGGAGGACGCAAUCCUUACCUUGGUGAGCCUGCGUCGUGCACCGCAACCCAGGGCGAUCGAAGUUGCGGUGCACCCCAUCACCCAACAAACGCUAGGCCACGCUUACGUGGACUACGAUGACGAGGUGUUGGCAAUACAGCUUGCCGAUGCCAAAUGCGAUGCCAAGAAGGAUCCGUUUCGAGGCACAGUGCAGCUCCUCAAAGAGGAAUGCUUUCGCCCCCUGCGCCGAGCCUCUCGAGCCUCUCAGGGAUCCUUGUGA